Messenger RNA from Coffea arabica (coffee), 603 nucleotides. RefSeq lists its product as uncharacterized. NCBI's taxonomy places the organism in Eukaryota, Viridiplantae, Streptophyta, Magnoliopsida, Gentianales, Rubiaceae. The record is from RefSeq and is a predicted model, not a curated record.
AUGCCUACUGGGGACCAAAAUUUAAUUGCCAAUUUGAUGUAUAGGGACUGUGAGAUCUGGGUUGGAGAACGCAAAUUGUGGGCUGAUCUGAUAGGAUUAGCAAUUAAGGGAUAUGAUGUAAUGUUAGGCAUGGAUUGGUUAGCCCGUUACACUGCUCAGAUGAACUGUAAAACAAAAAUUGUAGAAUUGUACAUCCCGGGAGAGACGACCCUAAAAUUGGAUGCAAGGGGUAGAUUAGCUUCAUAUGCGCUUAUCUCAGGGAUUCGAGUUAGAAAAAUAUUAAGUAAGGGAGCUCAGGGAUAUCUGGCUUUUCUUAUCAACACUUCUAGUGAUAAGGUGAAUCUGGAGGACAUGUCGGUGGUAAAAGACUUUCCAAAUGUUUUUCCUGAUGAAUUGGAGUCUUUACCCCCGGAACGGGAAAUAACUUUUAAGAUCGAUAUAACUCCCGGAGUAGCACCUAUCUCUAAGACACCAUAUCGAAUGGCCUCAGCGGAAUUGAAGGAGUUGAAAUUACAAUUGAAAGACUUGUUGGAACGGGAUUUUAUACGGGAAAGUAAUGCUCCGUGGGGAGCCCCAGUUUUCUUUCAUGGAUCUAAUGCAUAG